UGAGUGUAAGUGGGACUGGUCCGUUUGGGCUCUGUGUAGAAAUGCCCUCAUCUCCUGGUGUUGGGUUGCAGGGGUUCAACACAAUGAGGAAACACUGAAGCUCAUACACACAGAAGAAGGAUCUGUCACACCUGCACACUCUUUAGAGCCUUGCGCUUCCCAUCUUUCUCCUCCAGCAGCCAUGACGACGGUCGUCGUGACGAUGCUGCUGCUGUCAGCAUCCCUCCUCCUGUCCUCCGCUCUUCCUUUCCAGCAGCGAGGAUUCUGGGAUUUUGGCGAAGAUAUCGAUGUCAGAGAUCUGAUGACGAUGAUGAUGAAGGACCAGGAGGAAGGCUCGGGGUUUGAGGAUGUCGCUCUGCCGGAGAUGCCAACGUGUCCGUUCGGGUGCGUGUGUCACCUGAAGGUGGUGCAGUGCUCUGAUCUGGGUUUGAUUUAUGUGCCGUCCAACAUCCCAUCUGAUACGCUGCUGUUGGACCUGCAGUGCAACGGCAUCGAGGAGAUCCGUGAGGGAGAUUUUAAAGGCCUCAGUAACCUCUAUGCGCUAAUUUUGAGGAGUAAUCUGAUCUCUCGAGUUCACCCUCGUGCCUUCCUGCCUCUGAAGCGCUUGCAGAAGCUCUACAUUUCCCACAACCUGCUCCCCUCCAUCCCUCGCAACCUGCCUGCAUCUCUUGUUGAGCUGCGUAUCCAUGACAACCUCAUCCGCAAAGUAGCUGCAGGGACCUUCAGUGCCCUAGGGAACAUGCAUGUGAUCGAAAUGGGUCGUAAUCCCAUCCACAACAGCGGAUUUGAGCCUGGAGCAUUCAAGGGUCUCAAACUGAACUACCUACGAAUCUCCGAGGCAAAACUCACCGGCGUACCAAAAGAUUUGCCAGCAAGUCUCCAUGAGCUCCAUUUGGACCAUAAUGAGAUUCAGGCCAUCGAGCUGGAGGACCUCAGCCGAUACAAGCAGCUGCAGAGGCUGGGUCUCGGGUCGAAUCAUAUCCGGCAUAUUGAACACGGUGCGCUCUCUUACCUGCCCAGCCUGAGAGAGCUCCACCUGGACCACAACCGCCUCUCCAGCAUCCCCAGUGGCCUGCCCAACAUCAAAUACCUGCAGGUGGUCUAUCUUCACUCCAAUAACAUCACCUCAGUGAAGGUGAAUGAUUUCUGCCCGACGGGGUUUGGGGUGAAGAAGGUCUUCUAUAACGGCAUCAGUCUGUUCGGGAACCCCAUUGAAUAUUGGGAAAUUCAACCUGCCACCUUCCGCUGCGUCACUGACAGCAUGGCCGUGCAGCUCGGCAACCAUAAGAAAUAGAUACCCAGUGCUCACACGCACACACACACACACACACACACACACACACACACAAUAAAAACAGCACACAGUUAAAAACACAGACUAAAAGACUCUUUUAGUGUCACCUUCUUACCACAUGUUUUAUAACAUCAUUAUAACACUUUAUUUGGGUCAUUGUUGUAUGUUUCUGAUUAACGCUUUAAUUUCCAUGUUAGUUCGGUCCGUUGUCCUACAUCCUGCAUGUCGCCUGUCCAUCCUGAUCGAGAGGAAGCUGUUAUUGUCUGUCUGUGUCAGUCUUAGCGUGCCUUCACCGCAGCUUCACUAUACUUUACGCACUAAUUUAGACCCCAGAGCGCUUUAAUAAUGUCAAUAAAUCACACAGAUUUUGUACAAAUAAACCGUGACUGAUUUGAUCUGAUUUAAUCACAUCUCACAUAAAAGACCACGGCAAUUAAAACCGUAUAUUAUAUCUCCUGCAGCGCAUUUAAAACAUUUACAUAUAUUAAUUACCAAACAGAUGAACUGACUGCAAUUCGUUACCAAUAAACAAAUUUUCCAAAUUACGGUGUCUUGAAUAAGUAGGUUCUUUUUCACCCCCUUGAACUUUUCCACAUUUUACAGUGUUGUGACCUAGAACCGAACUUACUCGGGAUUACGUGUCAAUUUUUUUUUUUUAACCUUUCGAAUGAAGAAUGAUGUAAAUGUAAAUGAAUUGCACAUCAUUAGCAUAUUUUGCAGGUUUAUAGCAGAGUUUAUAGCCCUGAUUUAGAGAGUUUAUUGAUCUCUUUUGACCCCUAAAGCAAUAACAGAGAAGCUCUUUGUUUUUUUUUUUGUUUUUUUUUUGAUCUUUCAAUUCAUUUACAGUCCACAGGACCAUUUUACUUUAGAACCCAAAUUCCGUUCGGGCAGGGGUAGAACCGACCUGUUUGUUCGACGCUCCUGAUUUAGAUCAACGUUGUGUACUUGAUCACAAUAACGAGUGUUUAUAUACCCAGUCGUGUGUGUGUAUAUAUUCUGAUGUCCUGGCAGUAAAAGAAAAGAAAUAUUUUAUUUCGAAAUACGUAUCAGCUGUAGAGAACGGUGGGAUAACCAUUUGAAUAAACGCAAAAUUCUCCUCCCCUUACCUGAUAGCUGAGUUCGUAUCACACCUGUACUGUACAACUGUUUGUCACACCUACCUCACGCACUCAGAUAUGUAGCUGUGACUUCUCUAGUUCAACCUGCUCGCCAGGCUUGUGUCAGGGUUCUACAUUUCAUUCUCGUGAUUGAGGGGGAAAAAAACAAAAAAACAACAACAGCGAUGGAAUACAAAGAGCAGAUGAGACGCACCUGAUGAGCACGGUCCGUGGGUACCUGCAGACCAUGUUCCCUGUGUGCGGUGAUCUCCUGCUCGGAGAGACACGG
Ictalurus furcatus (blue catfish) is the source of this 2680-nucleotide messenger RNA. RefSeq names its product biglycan a (gene bgna). Bases 182 to 1294 code for a protein of 370 amino acids. Gene Ontology annotation, molecular function: protein binding. The transcript is spliced from 9 exons. Lineage: Eukaryota; Metazoa; Chordata; Actinopteri; Siluriformes; Ictaluridae. The record is from RefSeq and is a predicted model, not a curated record.